UAACAGAGCCGCAUGUGACACAACAGGUGUAUCCUCGUAAAUAGUUCUUAUUUUAAAUUUCAGUUUUAAUUAUUAUUGAUUAGUAUAAAAAUAUUCUGGAUUUUAUUUUUACGUGCAUUUUUAUAUUGUUAAGAAACUCAAAGAAAUGGCGUCAGAAGACCAUGUUUCAGAAAUUAACAUGGAACGUCUAUCUAUUAAUAACAAUGGCAGUGGUAAAAGAGAGAAUUAUAUAAGCUGGCCGGAAUAUUUUAUGGCUGUUGCAUUUUUAAGUGCAAAGCGUAGCAAAGAUCCGCGCACCCAGGUUGGUGCCUGUAUCGUAAAUGAAGAGAACAAAAUUGUAGGUAUUGGAUAUAAUGGAAUGCCAAUUGGUUGCAACGAUGAUCAAUUUUCUUGGAUCAAGGAUACCUCUGAUCCAUUAAGGACAAAGUCACUUUAUGUAUGUCAUGCAGAACUUAAUGCUGUUUUAAAUAAGAACUCUAGUAGUGUUAAGGGUUGUACGAUUUAUGUUGCACUUUUCCCAUGUAAUGAAUGUGCCAAGAUAAUAAUACAGUCUGGAAUAAAAUCAGUUGUGUAUGUAUCUGAUAAGCACUCACAUAAGAAAGAAACUAAAGCUGCAAAAAAAAUGUUUGAUGCAGCAGGUGUUGAAUACAGUCAGUAUGUUCCGAAAUCAAAACAGGUGAUAAUUGAUUUUACUGAAAUUGAUGGACAAAAGGAAACUAAUUGAUACAUGCAUGUAUGAUAGAAGGCAAUGUGACAUUUUGCAGAUUUUAAAUUGUAAUUAAUAUUAGUUGUUGACAAUACAAAUGUUGCUCGUGAUAUUGUUGAACUUUAUUCAAAAGAUUUGUUUUCAUUAUUUACAUGUAAAAGCGAAUGAAAUUGAUAGAAAGAAGAGACACUUUAUGGUAUACGGGAUUUUUACAGGUCUAAUUAUUUUAAAAUUUAGCGUUAUUCAUAUAAUGUUUCGUGGGAAAUAAAUAAAACAAUGUACAGGUAGCAAAAAAAUUUAGCAAUAAUACAAACAUUACUUUGCGGUGUUGCGAAAUAACAUUGUUUGCAAACUGAUUGCAAUUGUAUAUUAUACAGAUGUAAAUAGCGAUAAAGUAUGACAUGAUAAAAUUAUGUAACGAAUAUACUAUUUCCCCAAAAUGAGAACAUAGUGUCUUGGUAUUUUCACAGAACGAUUUAAAGAAGGGCAAUAGCUGACAUGUGAUAUAAUUCUCAUGUCUCAUUAUUAAUGUAACAACAAAGGAAUUAAACAAGAAUUUUUAUAUGAUAA
This is a messenger RNA of Ceratina calcarata, 1276 nucleotides long. RefSeq names its product deoxycytidylate deaminase. Gene Ontology annotation, molecular function: dCMP deaminase activity; zinc ion binding. Gene Ontology annotation, cellular component: cytoplasm. The coding region runs from base 146 to 724 and encodes 192 amino acids. The transcript is spliced from 5 exons. The record is from RefSeq and is a predicted model, not a curated record. NCBI's taxonomy places the organism in Eukaryota, Metazoa, Arthropoda, Insecta, Hymenoptera, Apidae.